AGUGCGCGCUUGCGUGACUGAAUCAAUUUGUGUGGCAGUGAGCAGUGUGUGUGCCUGAAUUAGUCCGUGCAUGAGUGUACGCGUGUGUGGAGUGUGCAUGUGUGAGCGCGCUUGUGUUCGAGUGCCCACUCCUCCUUGCGCUGCAAAGUGCAGGGGGCGGGCCGGGCGGCAGGGGGCCUGCCCCGCUGGAUUCCCGCAUGCUAGUUCCGGGGCGGUCGGGUCUAAAGGGCUUUAUGCACUGUCUGGAGGGUGGGGUCUGGCGCGGGUAGAAAACGGGAUGCCUCAGGCCUCCGGGCAGGCUUUCUGCUGUUAGAGGCGAGCUGAGGUGCGGACCGCAAGGAGCAAUCACAAGAGGAGGCGCUGCUGGUGCUGUGAGGGACGCGCGCCCACCUCCCGGGAGGAACGGCGAGGCCGGGGACUUUCGCUAGGAUGGAGCGCCCGGCGGCGGUGAGGUGCAAGCUACUGCUGGCUCUCGCCGCUUGCCUGGUGCGGGUCAGUGGUCAAGAAUGUGACAGUGGGAAUUUUCGCUGUGGAAAUGGGCACUGUAUCCCUGAAGCCUGGAGGUGUGAUGGUACCGGGGACUGUUCGGACGACACAGAUGAAGCUGGCUGCCCUCGUCAAUCCUGCCAGUCGGGUAAUUUCCAGUGUGAGAGUGAAGGAAACUGCAUCCCAAAUAUCUGGGUGUGUGACAAUGAGGAGGACUGUUCGGAUGGCUCAGAUGAACAUCAGCAUUGCCCUGGGAGGACAUGCUCAAGCCAUCAGUUGACGUGCUCCAAUGGUGAGUGUGUUCCAAGGGAAUACCUGUGCGACCAUGUCAGAGACUGCUCAGAUGGAACUGACGAGAGAGACUGCCAAUAUCCAGUAUGUGAGCAGCUUACUUGUGCUAAUGGAGCCUGCUAUAACACGAGUCAGAAGUGUGAUUCGAAAGUUGAUUGCAGGGACUCUUCUGAUGAAGCCAACUGCACUGAGACAUGCUUGCGUGACGAAUUUCAGUGUGGCAAUGGAGAGUGUAUCCCUCGCGCCUAUGUCUGUGACCAUGACCACGACUGUGAAGACAGCAGUGAUGAACAUAAUUGCAACUAUCAGACCUGUGGUGGCCACCAGUUCACCUGCCCCAAUGGCCAGUGCAUUCAUCAAAACUGGGUUUGUGACGGACAGGAUGACUGUCAAGGCUUUGCAGAUGAAGAUGGCUGUGAGAGCAAUCGUCGUCAUCAUGUGUGUUACCCAAGAGAAUGGGCUUGCCCAGAGUCUGGACUAUGCAUCUCAAUAUUUCAAGUUUGUGAUGGGAAUUUAGAUUGUCCGGGAGGAGAAGAUGAAAACAGUACCACUAAUAGACACUAUUGUAGUAUGAGCAUGUGCCCUCUCCUAAACUGUGAGUACCAAUGCCACAAGACACCAUAUGGAGGAGAUUGUUUUUGCCCUCCGUCUUAUAUCAUCAACCAAAAUGACAGUCGCACCUGUGUUGAUUUUGAUGAUUGCCAGAUAUGGGGCAUUUGUGACCAGAAGUGUGAAAACCGAAUGGGCCAUCAUGUGUGCCACUGUGAAGAAGGGUAUAUACUGGAGCGUGGAAACCAUUGCAAAGCUAAUGAUUCCUCUGGUGAGGCCUCCAUUAUCUUCUCUAAUGGUCGGGAUUUGCUAAUUGGUGAUAUUCAAGGAAGAAGCUUCCAGAUUCUGGUGGAGUCUCAAAAUCGUGGAGUGGCCGUGGGUGUGGAUUUUCACCAUCACCUACAGAGAGUUUUUUGGACAGACACCGUGCGAGAUAAGGUUUUUUCAGUUGACAUCAAUGGUUUAAAUAUCCAAGAAGUUCUCAAUGUUUCUGUUGACACUCCAGAAAAUCUGGCUGUGGACUGGAUUAAUAAUAAACUUUAUGUGGUGGAGACCAGGGUCAAUCGCAUAGAUAUGACAGAUUUGGAUGGAAGCCACAGGGUUACCCUUAUAACUGAAAAUUUGGGGCAUCCUAGAGGACUCGCCCUGGACCCAACUGUUGGUUACCUAUUUUUCUCAGAUUGGGCGAGCCUUUCUGGGGAACCUAAGUUGGAAAGGGCUUUCAUGGAUGGCAGCAUCCGGAAAGACUUGGUGAAGACAAAGCUGGGAUGGCCUGCUGGCAUCACCCUGGAUUUGACAGCCAAGCGUGUGUAUUGGGUGGACUCACGGUUCGACUACAUUGAAACUGUAACUUAUGAUGGACUUCAAAGGAAGACCGUAGUUCAUGGAGGCUCCAUCAUCCCUCAUCCCUUUGGAAUAAGCUUGUUUGAGGACCAAGUGUUCUUCACUGACUGGACCAAGUUGGCUGUAAUGAAGGCAAACAAGUUCACAGACAGCAGCCCACAGGUGUACCAUCAGUCUUCUCUGAGGCCCUAUGGGGUGACUGUUUACCACGCCCUCAGGCAGCCCACUGCUAGCAACCCAUGUGGAGAUAACAAAGGGGGCUGUGAGCACGUCUGCGUCCUCAGCCACAGAACCGAUAAUGAUGGUCUGGGUUACCGUUGCAAGUGCUUAUUUGGCUUUGAGCUGGAUCGGGAUGAGCGCCGCUGUGUUGCUAUUAAGAACUUCUUGAUCUUUUCAUCUGAACUGUCUGUGCGUGGGAUCCCAUUCACCCCCUCCACCCAGGAGGAUGUCAUGGUUCCAGUGACGGGGAAUCCUUCUUUUUUUCUUGGGAUUGAUUUUGAUGCCCAGGAGAACACAAUCUUUUUUUCAGAUACAUCAAAAGAUAUGAUUUAUAAGCAAAAGAUUGAUGGCACAGGAAGAGAAAUUCUCACAGCAAAUAGGGUGGAAAAUGUUGAAAGUCUGACUUUUGACUGGAUUUCUAAGAAUCUCUACUGGACAGACCCUUCUUAUCAGACUGUUAGUGUCAUGAAGCUUGCUGAUAAAUCCAGACGGGAAAUCAUUGAGAAUUUAAAUAAUCCCCGGUCAAUUGUGGUUCAUCCUCUUGCUGGGUAUAUAUUCUUCUCCGAUUGGUUCCGUCCUGCUAAAAUUUUGAGAGCAUGGACUGAUGGAUCUCACCUUGAGCCUAUAGUGAAUACCACUCUUGGAUGGCCCAAUGGAUUGGCCAUUGAUUGGGGUGCUUCACGAUUAUACUGGGUAGAUGCCUUUUUUGAUAAAAUUGAGCAUAGCACCUUUGAUGGCUUAGACAGAAGAACUCUGGGCCAUAUCGAGCAGAUGACACAUCCAUUUGGACUUACUGUCUUUAAAGAUUACGUGUUUUUUACCGAUUGGAGACUGGGUGCAAUUGUUCAAGUCAGGAAAACUGAUGGGGGAGAUAUGAGGGUCAUUCGAAGUGGCAUCAACAACAUAAUGCAUGUGAAGUCAUAUGACAUCAGCAUCCAGACAGGAUCUAACUACUGCAGUCAACCCAGCCACCCCAAUGGCGAUUGCAGCCACUUCUGCUUCCCAGUGCCAAAUUUCCAGCGGGUAUGUGGGUGCCCCUAUGGAAUGAAGCUGACUUCCAAUCACUUGAAUUGCGAGGGAGACCCGGUCCGUGAACCACCCACUGAGCAGUGUGGCUCUUUUUCCUUCUCCUGCAACAAUGGCCGAUGUGUGCCCAGUUACUACCGCUGUGAUGGAGUUGAUGACUGUCAUGAUAACAGUGAUGAGCAUCUGUGUGGUGCAUCUAAUAACACCUGUUCGCCCACGGCAUUCACCUGUGCUCAUGGAGGAGAGUGCAUCCCUGCACAGUGGCGCUGUGACAAGCAAAAUGACUGUGUGGAUGGCAGUGAUGAGCAAAACUGUCCCAGCCGCGCACCUACUUCCUGCUCAGAGUCCUACUUCACCUGUGAUAAUAAUCAUUGUAUCCCAAGGGACUGGCUCUGCGACACAGACAAUGACUGUGGGGAUGGAUCUGAUGAGAAGUACUGCCAAACUUCCGGGACAUGCCAACCUAGUCAGUUUCGUUGCCCCAACCAUCGGUGUAUUGACCCAUCUUAUGUCUGUGAUGGGGACAAGGACUGUAUUGAUGGAUCUGAUGAGGUCGACUGUGUAUUAAACUGUACUGCUUCUCAAUUCAAGUGUGCUGAUGGGAGUAAAUGUAUUAGCAACAGUUACCGUUGCGAUGGUGUUUUUGACUGCAGCGAUAACUCUGAUGAGGCAGGCUGUCCAACCAGGCCUCCUGGUAUGUGCCACUCAGAUGAAUUUCAGUGCCAAGGAGAUGGUACCUGCAUUCCAGACACCUGGGAGUGUGAUGGGCAUCCAGACUGCACCCAAGGGUCUGAUGAGCACCGAGGCUGCGUCACCAAAACCUGCUCUCCGUCUCAUUUCCUCUGUAACAACGGAAACUGCAUUUACAAAGAGUGGGUCUGCGACGGGGACAAUGACUGCAGGGAUAUGAGUGAUGAGAAGGACUGCCCUACUGAGGCCUUUCACUGUCCUAGCUGGCAGUGGGAGUGUCCUGGCUAUAGCAUCUGUGUGAAUCUGAGUGCACUGUGUGAUGACAUCUUUGACUGCCCCAAUGGGACAGACGAGUCCCCACUUUGCAAUGAACCGCAGCCAGAUGAGGACACCUGCUCGAAUUUCAAUGGUGGUUGUACUCAUGAAUGUAUUCAAGGGCCUUUUGGGGCUAAAUGCAUCUGCCCAUUGGGGUACCAACUUGCCAAUGAUAGUAAAACCUGUGAGGACAUAGAUGAAUGUGACAUUCCAGGCUUUUGUAGCCAGCACUGUUACAAUACGAGAGGUUCUUUCCGGUGCUCUUGUGAUAAAGAAUACAUGUUAGAAGAGGACGGGAGGACUUGCAAAGUUACAGCAUCCGAAAGUCUGCUGUUGCUGGUGGCAAGUCAGAACAAAAUUAUUGCUGACAAUAUCACCUCCCAGUUCCACAAUAUCUAUGCAUUGAUCCAGGAUGGUUCUCAUAUUGUAGCUCUUGAUUUUGAUUCAGUCAGUGGUCGUAUCUUUUGGUCUGACUCAAGUCAGGGCAAAACCUGGAGUGCAUUUCAAAAUGGAACAGACAAGAGAGUAGUGCACAACAGCGGCGUCAGCAUGACUGAGUCUAUUGCGGUAGAUUGGAUAGGUCGGAAUCUUUACUGGACAGACUAUGCUCUAGAAACUAUUGAAGUCUCUAAAAUUGAUGGGAGCCACAGGAUGGUACUGAUCAGCAAAAAUGUAACAAAUCCAAGGGGACUUGCAUUAGACCCCAGAAUGAAUGACCAUCUAAUGUUUUGGUCCGACUGGGGCCAUCACCCUCGCAUCGAGCGCGCUAGCAUGGACGGCAGCUUGCGCACGGUCAUUGUCCAGGACAAGAUUUACUGGCCCUGUGGCUUAACUAUUGACUACCCCAACAGACUGCUCUACUUCAUGGAUGCCUAUCUUGAUUACAUAGACUUUUGUGAUUAUAAUGGACAAAAUCGGAGGCAGGUGGUAGCCAGUGAUUUGGUGCUGCGGCAUCCCUACACCCUGACCCUCUUUGAAGAAUCCGUGUACUGGACGGACCGUGCUACUCGCAAUGUCGUUCAGGCCAACAAAUGGCAUGGGGGAAACCAGUCAAUUAUAAUGUAUAAUAUCUUCCGGCCCCUGGGGAUCGUCGCGGUUCAUCCUGCAAAACAACCAGAUUCUGUGAAUCCGUGUGCCUCUGCCCCCUGCAGCCACCUGUGCCUGCUUUCCUCACAGGGGCCUAAGUUUUACUCCUGUGCUUGUCCUUCGGGGUGGAACCUCUCCCGGGAUUCUGUGAAUUGCGUGAAAGAUGACCAACCUUUCUUGAUAACUGUAAGAAGCCAUGUGAUUUUUGGCAUUUCCCUUAAUCCUGAGGUGAAGAGCAAUGAUGCUAUGGUUCCCAUAGCAGGCAUACACAAUGGUUUUGAAGUGGAAUUUGAUGACUCAGAACAAUUCAUCUAUUGGGUUGAGAAUCCAGGUGAAAUUCACAGAGUGAAGACAGAUGGUACCAAUAGGACGCUGUUCUCUCCUCUGUCUCAGCUGGGGGACUCGAUGAGCUUGGCCUUAGAUUGGUUAUCAAGAAAUAUUUAUUACACAACUCCUGGAAGUCAGUCCAUCGAGGUGUUGACACUCCGGGGAGACACCAGAUACAGAAAAACACUAAUCACCAAUGAUGGCACAGCUCUUGGAGUAGGUGUUCCAAUAGGCAUAACUGUUGAUCCUGCCCGUGGGAAACUGUACUGGUCAGAUCAAGGAACGGACAGUGGGGUUCCUGCCAAGAUUGCAAGUGCUAACAUGGAUGGUACAUCUUUAAAAAUUCUCUUCACUGGGAACCUUGAACACCUGGAGGUUAUCACCCUUGACAUCAAGGAGCAGAAACUCUACUGGGGAGUCACAAGCAGAGGAGUGAUUGAAAGAGGAAAUGUGGACGGUACAGAGCGAAUGAUCCUGGUGCACCAUCUUUCCCACCCAUGGGGAAUUGCAGUCUUUGAUUCCUUCCUGUAUUAUACUGAUGAACAGUAUGAGGUCAUCGAAAGAGUUGACAAGGCCUCUGGGGCCAACAAAGUAGUCUUGAGAGAGAAUGUUCCAAAUCUGAGGGGUCUUCAAGUUUAUCAUAGACGCAACAUUGCUGGAUCCUCAAAUGGCUGUAGCAACAAUGUGAAUGCUUGUCAGCAGAUUUGCCUGCCUGUACCAGGAGGGCUGUUCUCCUGCGCCUGUGCCACUGGAUUUAAACUCAAUCCUGAUAAUCGGACCUGUUCUCCGUAUAACUCUUUCAUUGUUGUUUCGAUGCUGUAUGCAAUCAGAGGCUUUAGCUUGGAAUUGUCAGAUCAUUCAGAGGCCAUGGUGCCAGUGGCCGGCCAAGGGCGAAAUGCGCUACAUGUGGAUGUCCAUGUGGCCUCUGGCUUUAUUUACUGGUGUGAUUAUAGCAGCUCUGUGGCAUCUUACAAUGCAAUCCGUAGAAUCAAACCAGAUGGGUCUUCUUUCACAAACAUUGUUACAUAUGGGAUAGGAGGAAAUGGAAUUCGUGGCAUUGCAGUGGAUUGGGUGGCAGGAAAUCUUUACUUCACCAAUGCCUUUGCGUUUGAAACACUGAUAGAAGUGCUACGGAUCAAUACCACCUACCGCCGUGUUCUCCUGAAAACCACAGUAGAUAUGCCUAGGCACAUUGUCGUAGACCCCAAGAACAGAUAUCUCUUCUGGGCUGACUAUGGGCAGAAACCGAAGAUUGAACGCUCUCUUCUUGACUGUACCAAUCGAACUGUACUUGUCUCAGAGGGCAUUGUCACACCACGGGGCUUGGCAGUGGACCACAGCAAUGGCUUUAUUUAUUGGGUUGAUGAUUCCUUAGACAUAAUUGCAAGGAUCCCUCUUCAUGGAGGGGAAUCUGAAGUGGUUCGUUAUGGCAAUCGAUACCCAACUCCUUAUGGCAUCACUGUUUUUGGAAAUUCUAUCAUAUGGGUAGAUAGGAAUUUGAAAAAAAUCUUCCAAGCCAGCAAGGAACCAGAGAACAAUGAGUCAGUCACCGUAAUAAGAGAUGAUAUCAACUGGCUGAGAGAUGUGACCAUCUUUGAUGAACGUGUCCAGCCCCGGACACCAGCAGAGGUCAACAACAACCCUUGUUUGGAAAAUAAUGGUGGGUGCUCUCAUUUCUGCUUUGCUAUACCUGGUUUGCAUACUCCAAAAUGUGGCUGUGCCUUUGGGACCUUGGAACAUGAUGGCAAGAGCUGUGCCAUUUCAACAGAAAACUUCCUCAUCUUUGCCGUGGGUAAUUCUUUGAGAAGUUUACACUUUGACCCUGAAGACCAUAGUCCACCCUUCCAAAGCAUAAAUGUGGAAAAAAAUGCCAUUGCUGUGGACUAUGACAGCAUAAAUAAUAGAAUCUACUUCACACAAAAUGUAGAUUCUGAACGUGGACAGAUUUCCUAUGUCAGCCUGUAUUCUGGGAUCCAUACUCCAACUGUCGUUGCUUCGGAUGUAGGGAUUGCUGAUGGCAUUGCCUUUGAUUGGAUCAAUAGAAGAAUUUACUACAGUGACUACCACAACCAGACCAUUAGUUCCAUGGCUGAAGAUGGAUCUCAGCGUACGGUGAUAGCCCGCGUUUCAAAACCAAGAGCCCUUGUGUUAGAUCCUUGCAGAGGGUACAUGUAUUGGACUGACUGGGGCACUAAUGCCAAAAUCGAGAGAGCCACACUCGCAGGAAAUUUCCGGGUGCCCAUUGUGAACACCAGUCUGGUUUGGCCCAAUGGACUCACUCUGGACUACGAGACAGACCUUCUGUAUUGGGCGGAUGCUAGUCUGCAGAAGAUCGAGCGCAGCACUCUCACUGGCAUGGCCCGGGAAGUCAUUGUCAGCACAGCCUUUCAUUCUUUCGGCUUGACUCUCUAUGGCCAGUAUAUUUACUGGACAGACUUCUACACAAGAAGAAUUUACCGAGCUAACAAAUAUGAUGGGUCAGAUCUGAUGGCAAUGACUCCAAGUUUGCCUGUUCAGCCUAAGGGUAUUUGCACUGUUAGGAAAAAUGAACAGCAGCAGUGUAGCAAUCCUUGUGAUCAGUUUAAUGGAGGCUGCAGCCAUAUCUGUGUGCCAGGUCCGAAUGGAGCUGAGUGCCAGUGUCCACAUGAGGGUCAAUGGUAUCUGGCCAAUAAUAAUAAACACUGUAUUGUGGACACUGGGGCCCGGUGUAAUGCAUCCUAUUUCACCUGCUUCACUGGGCACUGCAUCUCAGAGCAGUGGAAAUGUGAUAAUGAGGAUGACUGUGGCGAUGGCAGUGAUGAGCUGGAAAACGUCUGUGCAUUUCACACCUGCCUGCCUACGGCUUUCACCUGUGACAACGGGCGAUGUGUCCAAUAUGGCUAUCGCUGUGAUUUCUACAAUGACUGUGGGGACAACAGUGAUGAGGCCGGGUGUCUGUACAGGAAAUGCAAUAAUACCACGGAGUUUACCUGCGGUAAUGGGAGGUGUAUACCCAUCGAAUUUGUCUGCAAUGGCAUAAAUAACUGCCAUGAUAACAGCACUUCAGAUGAGAUAAAUUGCCCUGAUCGCACUUGCCAGUCUGGAUACACAAAAUGUCAGAGUACAAACAUUUGUAUUCCUCGAAUGUACUUGUGUGAUGGCGACAAUGACUGUGGAGAUAUGAGCGAUGAAAACCCCACUUAUUGCACCACUCACACAUGCACCAGUAGUGAGUUCCAGUGCACAUCUCCCCCGCGCUGUAUUCCAUCAUACUGGCACUGUGAUGAAGAAAUUGAUUGCCUCGAUGGCUCCGAUGAACCUGCCUCUUGUGCACACCAUGAGCGAACGUGCUCAAGUCAAGAGUUCAAAUGUGAUGGUGGCAGGUGCAUCCCAAAAGAAUGGAUUUGUGAUGGUGACAAUGACUGUGGGGACAUGAGUGAUGAAGAUGAGAGACACCAAUGUGAGGCUCAAAACUGCUCAAGUUCCGAGUUUUUCUGUGUAAAUAGCAGACCUCCAGCCAGGAAAUGCAUUCCCCAGUCCUGGGUCUGUGAUGGCGAUGCGGAUUGUGCUGAUGCCUUUGAUGAGCAUCAGAACUGCACCAGGAGAUCUUGCUCUGGAGAUGAAUUCACCUGCAGUAACGGACUGUGCAUCCGAUCAACAUACAGGUGUGACCGGCGCAAUGACUGUGGUGACUAUAGUGAUGAGAGGGGCUGCUCCUACCCCACCUGCAGUAAGAGUGAGUUUACCUGUCAGAAUGGGCGCUGCAUUAGUGAGGACUUUGUCUGUGAUGAGGAGAACGACUGUGGGGACAACUCUGAUGAGCUGGAGCACCUGUGCCACACCCCAGAAGCCACAUGCCCGCCUCAUCAGUUCAAAUGUGACAAUGGGCGCUGCCUCGAGAUGGUGAAAGUCUGCAACCACCUGGAUGACUGUUCCGACAACAGUGAUGAGAAAGGCUGUGGCAUUAAUGAGUGCCAGGAUCCUUCCAUCAGUGGCUGUGACCACAACUGCACAGAUACCCUCACCAGUUUCUAUUGCUCUUGUCAUCCUGGCUACAAGCUUAUGUCUGACAAGCGGACUUGUGUUGAUAUUGAUGAGUGCAAGGAGACGCCCUAUGUCUGCAGCCAGAAGUGUGAGAACGAGAUAGGCUCCUACAUCUGCAAGUGUGCCCCAGGCUACAUCCGUGAGCCAGAUGGGAAGACCUGCCGGCAGAACAGUAACAUUGAACCCUAUCUCAUUUUUAGCAACCGAUACUACUUGAGAAAUUUAACUGUAGAUGGCUAUUCUUACUCUCUCAUCUUACAAGGACUGGGCAAUGUUGUGGCACUGGAUUUUGACAGAGUAGAAAAGAGAUUGUACUGGAUUGAUAGACAGAGGCAAGUCAUCGAGAGGAUGUUUCUGAACAAGACAAACAGGGAGACAAUCAUAAGCCACAGACUACCAGCUGCAGAAAGUCUGGCUGUUGACUGGGUUGCCAGGAAGCUUUACUGGGUGGAUGCCCACCUAGAUAGCCUCUUCGUCUCUGACCUGGAAGGUCGAUACCGCCGCACCCUGGCCCAGCACUGUGUGGAUGGCAACAACACCUUCUGCUUUGAUAAUCCCAGAGGAAUUGUCCUUCACCCUCAAUAUGGGUAUGUCUACUGGGCAGACUGGGCUUACCGUGCGUACAUUGGGAGAAUGGGCAUGGAUGGAUCCAAUAAGUCUGUGAUUAUCUCUACCAAGUUAGAGUGGCCCAAUGCCAUCACCAUCGAUUACACCAAUGAUCUCCUGUACUGGGCAGAUGCUCACCUGGAUUACAUUGAGUACUCAGAUUUGGAGGGUCGCCAUCGGCACACAGUGUAUGACGGGACGCUGUCUCACCCCUUUGCUAUUACCAUUUUUGAAGACACUAUUUACUGGACAGACUGGAAUACAAGGACAGUUGAAAAGGGAAACAAAUAUGAUGGAUCAGAUAGGAAGGUGCUGGUGAACACCACACACAGGCCCUUUGACAUCCAUGUGUACCAUCCGUACCGGCAGCCAAUCGUGAACAAUCCUUGUGGUACCAACAAUGGUGGCUGCUCUCAUCUCUGCCUCAUCAAGGCAGGAGGAGGAGGAUUCACCUGCCAGUGUCCAGAUGACUUCCAGUCCCUUCAGCUGAGUGGCAGAACCAUCUGCCUGCCCAUGUGCUCCAGCACCCAGUUCCUGUGUGCUAAUGGUGAAAAGUGUAUUCCUAUUUGGUGGAAAUGUGACGGACAGAAAGACUGCACUGACGGUUCUGAUGAAUCUGCUCUGUGCCCACAUCGCUUCUGCCGGCUCGGACAGUUCCAGUGCAAGGACGGCAACUGCACCAGCCCCCAGUCCUUGUGCAAUGGUCACCGUAAUUGCUCUGAUGGGUCUGACGAAGACCAGGUUCUUUGUGAGAACCACCGGUGCGAAUCCAAUGAAUGGCAGUGUGCCAACAAACGCUGCAUCCCAGAGGCCUGGCAGUGCGACUCAGUGAACGACUGUGGGGAUAACUCGGAUGAAGACAGUUCUCACUGUGCCAGCAGGACCUGCAAGCCAGGCCAGUUUAGGUGUGACAAUGGCCGCUGUAUCCCUCAGUCCUGGAAGUGUGAUGUCGAUAAUGACUGUGGAGAUUUUUCUGAUGAGCCCAUCAGUGAAUGCAUGAGCUCUGCCCACAGCUGUGACAACCACACAGAGUUCAGCUGUAAGACCAACUACCGCUGCAUCCCGCAGUGGGCCUUGUGCGACGGGGCGGAUGACUGCAGGGACAACAGUGACGAGCAGGGCUGUGAGGCAAUGACAUGCAAUCCUUUGGGGGAUUUCCGCUGUAAGAAUCACCAGUGCAUCCCUCUUCGCUGGAAAUGUGAUAGGUACAAUGACUGUGGAGACAACUCAGAUGAAGAGAACUGCGCUCCCCGGGAGUGCACAGAGAGCGAGUUUCGAUGCGCGGAUCAGCAUUGCAUUCCUUCUCGAUGGGUUUGUGACCAAGACAAUGACUGUGGGGACAACUCGGAUGAGCGGGACUGUGAGCUGAAGACCUGUCAUCCUGAACAUUUUCAGUGUGUUAGUGGACACUGUAUUCCCAGCCAAUUCAAAUGUGAUGGAAGAGCUGACUGUUUGGAUGCCUCUGAUGAGUCCACUUGCCCAACUCGCUUUCCCAAUGGUACAUACUGCCCAGCUGCCAUGUUCGAAUGCAAAAACCAUGUUUGUAUCCAGUCCUUCUGGACCUGUGACGGCAGUGACGACUGUGGCGAUGGUUCUGAUGAAGAACUUCACCUGUGCUUCAAUGUUCCCUGUGAAACACCCCAUCGUUUCCGGUGUGACAAUAGUCGCUGCAUUUAUGCUCAACAACUGUGCAAUGGUGUGGAUGACUGUGGAGAUGGAACCGAUGAAAAAGAGGAGAACUGCAGAAAACCAACCCCAAAACCUUGUACAGAAAAUGAAUUUAAGUGCAGCAAUGGAAAUUGUAUUUCACAGCAGUAUGUAUGUGAUGAUGUUGAUGAUUGUGGUGACCGUUCAGAUGAAACAGGCUGCAAUAUGGGAAAAGAAAGAACAUGUGCUGAAAAUCUAUGUGAACAGAAUUGUACCCAGUUAAGUGAAGGAGGAUUUAUCUGCUCCUGUAGAACUGGGUUCAAAGCUGGUAUUUUGGACAGAAACUCCUGUCAAGACAUCAACGAAUGUGAGCAAUUUGGGGUCUGUCCCCAGAACUGUCAAAAUACCAAGGGAAGUUAUGAGUGUUUCUGUGCAGACGGCUUCAGGUCGAUGAGUGCCCGCUACGGAGAACGAUGUGCAGCUGACGGUGACCCUCCAUUGUUGCUCCUGCCUGAGAAUGUUCGAAUUCGAAAAUACAAUAUGUCAUCUGAGAAGUUCUCAGAGUACCUUGAAGAGGAGGAACGUAUCCAAACUCUUGAUUAUGACUGGGAUCCCGAGGGCAUAGACCUCAGUGUUGUGUAUUAUACUGUACUGGCACAGGGCUCUGAGUUUGGUGCUAUCAAACGUGCCUACAUCCCCAACUUUGAAUCUGGCAUCAAUAACCCUGUUCAGGAAGUUGACUUGGGCCUGAAAUACGUAAUGCAGCCAGAUGGACUAGCAGUGGACUGGGUUGGAAGGCAUAUUUACUGGUCUGAUGCCAAGAACCAACGAAUUGAGGUGGCAAAGCUUGAUGGAAGGUACAGAAAGUGGCUGAUUUCCACUCAGUUGGACCAACCAGCUGCCAUCGUUGUGAAUCCCAAACUAGGGCUCAUGUACUGGACUGACCAGGGGAAAGAAUCUAAAAUCGAGUCCGCCUGGAUGAAUGGGGAGCAUCGCAGCAUCCUGGUUUCCGAGGACCUCGGUUGGCCAACUGGCCUUUCUAUUGACUAUCUGAACAGUAACCGGAUCUAUUGGAGUGACUCCAAGGAGGACGUCAUUGAAACCAUAAACUAUGAUGGAACUGAUAGGAGAACCAUUAUAAAAACAGCAUUGAAGCCUUACAGUCUGGACAUCUUUGAAGAUCAGCUAUACUGGGUAUCUAAGGAUAAAGGAGAAGUAUGGAAACAAAAUAAAUUUGGGAAAGGACAGAAAGAGAAAAUGCUGGUCGUGAACCCUUGGCUCACUCAAGUACGGAUCUUUCAUCAACUGAGAUAUAAUCGAUCAGUGUCCAACCCUUGCAAACAGAUCUGCAGCCACCUCUGUCUACUGAGACCUGGAGGAUACAGCUGUGCUUGUCCUCAAGGGUCCAACUUUAUAACAGGGAGCAACACUAUGUGUGAUGCAGCCAUCGAACCUCCUAUCGCCAUGCCCCCCCCAUGCAGGUGUAUGUUCGGAGGAACUUGCUAUUUUGAUGAGAACAACCUCCCCCAAUGCAAGUGUUCUAGUGGCUACACAGGAACUCAUUGUCAAAUUGGGCUUUCGAAAGGCAUCCCUCCAGGAACAACAGCAAUGGCUGCGCUGUUGACAAUCCUCCUGAUCAUCAUAAUUGGAGCUCUGGCAAUUGUAGGAUUUUUCCACUAUAGGAAAACUGGCUCCCUUUUGCCUGCUCUGCCCAAGCUGCCAAGCUUAAGCAGUCUUGUCAAACCCUCUGAAAAUGGAAAUGGGGUGACCUUCAGAUCAGGGGCAGAUGUGAACAUGGAUAUUGGAGUAUCUGAUUUUGGCCCUGAGUCUAUUAUUGACAGAUCAAUGGCAUUGGAUGAACAAUUUGCCAUGGAAAUGGGGAAGCAGCCUGUAAUAUUUGAAAACCCAAUGUACGCAGCCAGAGACGGUGCCGUCCAAGUGGUCCUGCCAUCCCAGAUGACAAUGUCUGGAAAUGUGGAUAAUAAGAAUUAUGGAAGUUCCAUAAACCCUUCUGAGAUAGAGCCAAAACCAACCUCCCCGGAUGCUGAUGGAACUCAGGCUACAAAAUGGAAUAUCUUCAAACGAAAGCCAAAACAAACUACCAACUUUGAAAAUCCGAUCUACGCAGAGAUGGACCCGGAGCAGAAGGAAAGCGUGGCCGUGGCCCCACCUCCAUCUCCUUCUCUCCCUACCAAGACUUCCCCGAAAAAAGACCCAAGUCCAGGCUACACUGCAACAGAGGACACUUUUAAAGACACGGCAAAUCUCGUGAAAGAAGAUUCUGAGGUAUAGCCACACACCAGUGAUGUAGGGAAUAAUUAGAAACACAUUUUUGCACGUAUAUUUUUUACAAACAAAUGAAAAAAAAUGUUCAUGUUCAGUCCUUUACAAAAAAAAAAAAGAAAGUAUAUUUUUCUCUGUUUGCCUGUAUUUGGAAAUGUCUGGUGUGUCUUUUUUCUUUUUUGUUUUUUACUUAUGCCGUUUCAUAUUUUUACAAAUAAUUAUCACGAUGUACUAUAUGUAUAUCUUUGCACUAAAGCUGUCUGAAGGUAAUGCUAAAAAUACUGUACAUUUGUAAAUUUUGGAAAGAUUGUCGCAUCACUGAAUUUGCUAAUAAAGGUAUCUGUUGAAUGGGUUGGUGAUCUUAGUAAAUGAUCCAGUGAGGAAAGGAGUUCACUUGGGGCUUUUUGUCAUGGUUAAAGAAAGGGCACCCUUCAUCUUUUCUUUAGAAUUAUCCAGGGAAAGGAGUCCAGGCCCCACUCUUGGGUCCAUUUUUACAUAUCAGCACUUAAUUAAUGUUCAAUAUUCCACAUAAACUUGAUGAAUAGGCUUAUCAGUAGAGGCCACUAAGUGUUGUAGAAACACUGGAUCUGACUGCCAAUGCCUCAGACAAUACAGAAGGUAGAAGAAGAGACUCGAUUUCAUCCUUCUGCGUGUUUUCUGUUGCCCAUCCAGAACCCUCCCUGUCCUCUGUGUCCUCUCACUAGCUGCCAGGUCAACAUUUUUAUUCCUAAUGUCUUCGAGGAAAUCCCAUGUCAUUAAGCACAAGUGUCCUGGGCUAUGUUUGUAUCUAAUUCAAUGAGCUUUUUCCCUUGGCGGAUCCUAGAGCAGCUUCUGCCCUCGCCUGGCAUCUCAGGUGGUCCCCUACCCCAGUGACUGGAGCUCGGUAGCUGAAUUACUAAAACCAAAACUGUGUCUUAAAGUAAGGUGCAAAACAAAUACCAGUAAAGUGAAGCCUCAACUAGGUUUCUGUUUCUGUGUGUGGAAAAAUAUCAUUAUAAUGACUAUUUAUUUAGUGAGUUGAGCAUGAAUAGAAAGGGAAACUGUUCUUAUUGAGCCUUUUUCAGGUCCUUUGCCUAAAUCCAUACAUUUGUAUCAGAAUGUACUGUACAGCCCGGCUCUCCUCUGAGCAGCCGGGAUGGUCUCCCCAACAGGAGCCAUGGCAGGAACACAAUCACCACGGCAAGUAGCAAUCCUGGUUCUCGUGCUGAUAUUGCACAUUUGUUGAACAAUGAAUGGACGAAUGGAUGGAUGAAUGAAAUGUACUACUGAUUAUUUUAUGCCUCGGUUCUCAAAAUAUUUGUUGCUCAUAUUUUGAGGGCUGAUUAUAAUUCCUUGGAAAUGUACUUUGAUUAGAAAAGCAACUGGAAAAUGAUGCUGCUGAAAAAUUUCUAAUAAAUGUGUAUUUUAUCAGA
Ictidomys tridecemlineatus (thirteen-lined ground squirrel) is the source of this 15803-nucleotide messenger RNA. RefSeq names its product LDL receptor related protein 2 (gene Lrp2). Lineage: Eukaryota; Metazoa; Chordata; Mammalia; Rodentia; Sciuridae. The record is from RefSeq and is a predicted model, not a curated record. Gene Ontology annotation, molecular function: protein binding; calcium ion binding. Gene Ontology annotation, cellular component: signaling receptor complex; plasma membrane.